AUGGGAAAUCCAUUAGAUCCAGAAUAUCAACGAUUUUUGAAAAACCAAAGACAAAACAUACCCGAAGGGACCAAUCCGUUUGGCACAGACCAAAGUCAUCAACAGGAUUCAGGAUGGUUACCGUGGAAACCAAAAAGACAGGUACAGGGAGCGGCCAAUUGGUCAGAAAUAUGGACCGAUGAGGACGAUAUGGGUACCGAUCUAUUCAAUCCGCCGCAAUUGAAUGCGUUAAGAAAACCAAAAGCCCUACCGGAUGAUCAGCUCGAGUAUCUGAAACAGGAGAGACCGGGCGAACUGUGGCGUAAUAUACAGUUUUUCAAAAAACUAGAAGAAGGAAGUUUCGGUUCGGUUUGGGAUGUGGUAGCCGAACGACGAACCGGUAGCAGAUGGGAAGCGCCGACAUUGUUAGAGCAUGUAGUGGACAGCGGUCGGAGACCGUGGAUGAAAUGGAAAAAGAUACGCCUUGCUUGUAAAGUGAUGAACUAUCCUAGGAGUUGGGCUGGCCAUUGGCACAGUAUUGUGAAUAUAAUGUUAGCCGACAUGUUUGCGCUCAGGUAUUUGAAACAUGAAAACAUUGUCCAAUUUCACGAUAUCAUUGGUAUACCCGACUCACAGACAGGAUUUCCCUAUGCUUUUAUAGUGAUACUAAUGGAUUUGUGUGAUGGCGAUUUGUUUAGUCUACUCGAACAGCAGACACCAAAUUGUUGUUUCACUGACCAGCAAACCAUGGCUUGGCUAAGACAGAUUGCCUCAGCGCUCCGGUAUCUGCACGUCGACAUGCGUACAGUUCAUUUGGAUAUCAAACCUGAGAACAUACUGUACGUUAGUCGGGCCGGACUACCCAUCGAUCAAUGGAUCUAUAAACUGACCGAUUUUGGUACGGCCAUCAGCUACAACAACAACAAAGGCGAUCCAAUGGUGUCGGCCGUCAAAGCCGGUACCAAAGAUUAUAAUUCGGACGAAAUGAAUGCCAAUUGCAAACAACCAGUUCCUCAACCGAUCGAUACUACUGCCUGCGAUAUCUAUUCGUUGGGCGCCACAGUAGCCAACAGUAUAAUCGGACAAUUGCAUUAUAUAAACGGAAAACUCAGUCCUCAAGAACUAGUCAAUCGGAUGGCCACAAAUCAACCGGGAUCGUUGUCGUGGAAACUGAUCAAUUUGACGAUACAGAUGCUCAAUGCUGAUCCACAAAAGAGGCCAACUAUUGAACAACUAUGCGAUAGGUUAGCUGAUAUGUAG
Molecule: messenger RNA, 1239 nt
Organism: Oppia nitens
Lineage: Eukaryota; Metazoa; Arthropoda; Arachnida; Sarcoptiformes; Oppiidae
Product: probable serine/threonine-protein kinase DDB_G0279405
Exons: 1
Coding region: 1-1239 (412 amino acids)
Biological process (GO): autophagy; protein autophosphorylation; autophagosome organization
Cellular component (GO): cytoplasm; autophagosome
Molecular function (GO): ATP binding; protein serine/threonine kinase activity
Source: RefSeq, a predicted model, not a curated record